Messenger RNA from Acanthamoeba castellanii str. Neff, 861 nucleotides. RefSeq names its product carrier superfamily protein. Lineage: Eukaryota; Discosea; Longamoebia; Acanthamoebidae. The transcript is spliced from 9 exons. The record is from RefSeq and is a predicted model, not a curated record. The coding region runs from base 1 to 861 and encodes 286 amino acids.
AUGGUCCAUGCGCGAGCGGCACAAGAGGCGGCUCCCCAACCGGAGCCCGAGCCGGAACAAGGAAGCCUGGCCACCACUUUCGCCGUAUGCCAGGGAGUCCUGUUUGGCGUGUUGGCGCGGGUCGUGCAGUACCGCUCGGCCGUGACCGCGCUGUUGAGCGGCAGCAAUGCCCACUACCGGGGCCUGGCCGCUGCGUUGAUCGGUGACGCGAGGCUGGCCGUGCAGGAGACCAAACAGUUGUGGCGCGAAGACGGCGUGCAUGUUUGUCAACCUAUGGUCGACCAGGUGUUGGGCGUCAGCGAAAAGGACAUUGAGGAAAGGACUCUCCGUUUCCACCUCAGGAAGGUGGCGCUGGUGGACCGUGUGCUCAAGGGCAAGGACCACUUCUACGCUUCUUUUCCUUCGUCGACCUUGAUGGGCCUGCUGCUGUAUGGCAGUGAUGCUCUGCGCGCCAAAGUGCUGCAUUGGCACAAGGCGACGUUCUUCCCCGAUUUCAUGCCUCGUGGCGACGCCAGCGACGACGAAGCCGACAUUGGCAGCGAGGAGGAAGAGGAGGAGGUCUUUGAGGAACCAUCAACUGCCCGGCGUGUGGCCUACGUGGCCAGCACCACGCUGGCGUUUGCGACGGUGUGCAGUUUGACCGCCAUUUGCACGAACCCGCUCGACGCCGUUUCUCUGCGCAUGGCGAGCCUGCCUCAUGUCUAUGGACCUCUCGGCACUCUAGGGACACUCAGCGCAGUUUACAGGCAAGAGGGUGUGUGGGGCUUUUACCACGGCCUGCUGCCCUCCAUCAUCUCCCACUGUGGUUUAAGCUGUCUGGGCCUCGAGGAAGAAGCCAACACAGGCCACGUCGCCCUGUAG